AUGACACUAGAAACAGAGAAAGUGAUUGAUAUGUUUGCAGCAUAUCAUGCAGCAAAGAGAAAUGAUAGAGUUAUGGCACAUUUAAAAAAGAAAUAUAAUAUUUAUAAACGUUUGAAUAUGAUGAGAGGAAGAUUCUUUUAUCCAGCCGCUAUACACAGAAGGACAUUGCCUUCUGACGUACAAUUAGUCAGAAACACCGCAUUAAAUACUUUAAAUAAUGAAUAUACCGAUACUGUUUUACUCAACAUGAUGGGUGAUGUAAAGAAUAGAAUGAUUAUGCAAAAAGCAAAUGCAUUACUUAAAAAGAUUAUGUCUCAAUAUGCUGCCGAUUCAUUCCAACGUGCUCUAGAGCAAAAUGGUAUCGAUGAAAAUUAUAAUGAAGAAGACGAUCCAGAUUAUGAGGAAGACGACGACGACGAGGAUGAUGAUGAUAUGGAAGAAUACGAUGACGAAGAUGACGAAUAA
Heterostelium album PN500 is the source of this 465-nucleotide messenger RNA. RefSeq lists its product as uncharacterized. Lineage: Eukaryota; Evosea; Eumycetozoa; Acytosteliales; Acytosteliaceae. The coding region runs from base 1 to 465 and encodes 154 amino acids. The transcript has 2 exons. The record is from RefSeq and is a predicted model, not a curated record.